ACGUGUUCCUGUCUAAAGUUUGGUCCUCUGUUCUCUGUGUUUAGCCAACUAUAAAACACCGUCAGAUUCAUGCAACAGUCUAGCAGUUCACUUCACACACACGUAUUGUUGCCGUUAGUAACGGUAGCGUUGCCAACAUCGUGGAUGUUUACAGGAGUGCCAGUCGUCGUCAGGAUCAAUGGCGUCCUGUGCAACAGAGUUGAUAACAUCAUGUUCCAACAUCGUUUUGUCUGCCACAGCAUUAUACUAUUCCUACAGACUAUUUAAGGAUCACAGAGCUCCUUCAGUAGGCCUCUUCCUGCUCGGACUCUCUGCAGCACUGUGCAUCGUGCAGCCCUCCAGCUCAUACCUCACAUCUUUACAGAGAGAAGCAGAGUGGACCGCCCAGGUUCUGGCUCCAGCGCUGGUCUCCUUCGACUUCCUGUGGCUCAGUGAAGACCACAACACAGCACAUACCCUCCUGUGUGGCUCCUGUCUGCUGCUUGGUCUGUGUGACUGGCUCUCAGCCGAUGCUCUCACGCUGAUGACGCGCUGCCUCGGUUUGUCUUCCCUGUCCUGCUGUCUGACGGUCUGUCUGUUUGCAGGGAAUGCUUUAGGGGCCUUUGGCGGUGUGGCCCUCAGCCUCCCAUUGCUUGUGGCUCAGAGGGUCGGAACAAACACUUUCGCUCCACUCAUUUCUCAAGCUGCAACUGAGGGACUCAUCAAGUGGCUUUUAAAGGGCAUCAUGUCUGUGGGCUGUUGGGCCUCCACACAGGCCCUUGGCAAGUUCCUGUUGGAUGUGACUGAGCAAUGUAUCAUGGACCUUUAGAAAAUCUGUAGAUAUCUGUAUGAUGAGUCAGGAUCCGUGUGAUGGACUUGGACAACAUACACAACAGUACAAAAGUCAACUGGUACUGACCAAAAGGGACCCAUGCAAAAGUGAAUGUGCCUAACUUAUUAGCAUUUCAGAACAAUUCUGAAAAAGAGUUGUGCUGCACAAUUUUUGCAAUUACAACAAACUUUUUCAGGAUGUUUUUAACUGGAUUAAUUUUUAUUAUAUUAAUAUUAAUAAUAAUAAUACAUUUUAUCUUGUAUUUUAAGGUAUAAAAAGAUUGCAGUAGAGUUGGAGUGAGAAGUGGAUUCAUUGAUUAGUAAAUUGACUGAAAAUGAAACGAUACAAUAUAUACAAUACAUUUUCUAAAUGAUUUAUUAAGAAAUUAUUGAUUAUUUCGAAAAAUGCCACACAACAGCUGAUGGAGGAAUUGCUGCUUUUUUCUUUGUUUAGUCAUCAUAAAACAAAUAUUGAGAUAAAGACUGUUGAGAGAAAAAGCAAUCCAAAGAGUUCACCUUGCGCACUUGGAAACAUUUUAAAAUAUAUUCUGACAUUAUCUUACAGAUAAUAUGAUUCAUUUAAGAUUUUAAGAAAGACAAUGUAAACAUUUGCAUUUCUUUCUUCAUUUUUGAGGCCACAUGCACUAAAGUAUAACAUGCUUCACAUAUUUUAUGUUUAAGGACUUAAUACAAUUAUUAUUUAACACAAUUAUUAAGGCUGAGAUAUAUGAAACAAGUGCUUUUUAUUAUUUAUUUUGUAUCACGCUUUGUGUUUGAAAAUGAAAAAUCAAGCCAAAUAUUCAACAUGGUAACGGAGUAUUGUAGCUUACAUUUCCAAGUAAUUCAGAAAUCAUUCAGAUAUCUGAUUUAGUCAAUUCUUUGUAGUUCCAAUGAAGUCCCAGAUUGGGUUUACAGUAUCCGCUAAGCAUAGACCUUGGCUGAACUUAGUAUGAACUUUAUUUGAAUAAAAUACAAAGCAUUAACAAAACACAGAUGCCACUGAACAAACUCAUUUGCAUGAGAAUAUCUGACCACAAUUUACAACUGAUAGCCGGUCUGCAUGACUGUGAUGCAGCAAUGACCUUUAUUAGACAUAUUGGAGUACCCUCCUGACAUUAAUUAUGCUGUUCAAUUCGCCAGCACGUGGGCGGUUUAAUUUAAUCUUUGAUCAUUUUAGAGAAUGUCUUGCCGGCUGUAUUCACUGUCAGGCUGUUAGAAGCCUGCACACAUCUCUUCAAAAGUUUCAACAUCUAGCUGCUUCAGAGUCUGGGUCCCAUUUGUUCUGCAGCCUCAGCAGUAUCACUGUUUCCAUAUCUGCAGUGGUCAGAGCUCUUGGUCGUGCUCUUACCUCACCAUGCUCGUUUGAUACUUAUCAGUAGACAUUUUACAUAAUGGUUUGCUGCAGUGGUAACAGAAAUUACCUCAUCUGUUUAACAUUGUGCCCACAUUGUUGUCCUAUCAACAUUUCCAUAUUCUGUGCAGCCAUGUGAACACUGCAGAUUCUCUCUCAGGAUUUCAGAAUUGUAAGCAGCUGCCUCAGCAUUUUUACUGCAGUAAACAACAAGGAUUUGUGGCUGUGUUCCUGUCUGUGGAACAAUGCCUUUGUCAGACCUCAGCACACAGGUGACCAGGGAUAUUUAAAAAUGUAUUUAAUUCUGUACACGCCUGUGAAUUUGGGUUGCAAAAGGAUGAUGCUGAUUGUGCUGUGAUUCAUCAUUAAGGUCAAGUCUUUAUUGGAAACAUUAAUCUGUUUUAAAAUGUCACAUGUUGUAUUUUAUUUAUUUUUAAUUUGUUAACAAAAAUGUGAAAACUAAAGGAAUUUUAAGUUGACAUAACUUGAAUAAAUUAUUUAAAUGCAUCUGAAAAAAUUA
Molecule: messenger RNA, 2681 nt
Organism: Trematomus bernacchii (emerald rockcod)
Lineage: Eukaryota; Metazoa; Chordata; Actinopteri; Perciformes; Nototheniidae
Exons: 2
Coding region: 179-808 (209 amino acids)
Source: RefSeq, a predicted model, not a curated record